This is a messenger RNA of Solanum verrucosum, 1041 nucleotides long. Its product is annotated as protein MODIFYING WALL LIGNIN-1. The coding region runs from base 185 to 817 and encodes 210 amino acids. The transcript has 3 exons. The record is from RefSeq and is a predicted model, not a curated record. Lineage: Eukaryota; Viridiplantae; Streptophyta; Magnoliopsida; Solanales; Solanaceae.
CUCUGUGUGACGAACUCAUCCAGUUUCUGUGCCACUGCCACUUUUAAAAUUCACAAGCUUUACAUUGCUUCCUCUCUACACUUUCCCCUUUUUCUUCUUUUCUGUUUGCUGCUCUUUUUUUACAGCGAAAAAGAUCAGUUUUUGAGUGACACCAACAGUCUAAAACAAGAAAGAAAGAGUUGCUAUGGAGAGAAAAUCGAUAAUAAUUUGUGGGGUUGUGGGAUUUCUAGGGCUAUUAUCUGCCGUUACUGGUUUUGCUGCUGAGGCCACAAGGAUUAAGGGUUCUCAGGUCCAGGUUCCGACUCCUACAGAAUGUGUAUAUCCAAGGAGUCCUGCACUGGGUCUUGGAUUGACUGCUUCUGUGGCUCUUAUAGUUGCUCAAAUAAUUAUCAAUGUAGCAAGUGGAUGUGUCUGCUGCCGGAAAGGCCAACAUCAAUCAGCAUCUAAUUGGACGCUAGCGCUAAUAUGUUUUGUUGUAUCCUGGUUUACAUUUGUUAUAGCAUUUCUAUUGUUGCUAACAGGCGCAGCACUGAAUGAUCAGCAUGGUGAUGAGAGCCUGUAUUUCGGCAACUACUAUUGCUAUGUUGUAAAGCCUGGAGUAUUUGCUGGAGCUGCUAUCUUGUCCCUUGCCAGUGUUGCUCUUGGAAUCACCUAUUAUCUUUCCUUGACAUCUGCAAAGAACAUCAACGAUCCAUGGCGUCCACCAGCUCCAAGUCAAGGUGGCAUUGCAAUGGGACACCCACAAUUUCCUUCACAGACCAGUCAGGAGCCAGUUUUUGUGCAUGAAGAUACUUAUAUGAGACGCAUAUCUACAUGAUUGUCCCUAGACCCAUAUAAACAUAAGGAAUGGAGGUGUUAAGGGUGUAAGAAUCGUCUUCUGUAUGUGAAACACUCUCCUUUGUGAGCUAUAUCAUACUAUUUUUUUUGUUUUUUCAUUUGCUAUGGCAGUGAUAGCUUAAUUUUGUCGGAAAUUUGUAGCCUGUAGCAUGUAUCUGGAGGUGAUGUGUGUAUGUAAUCCAACAAUGCAACAUACUCUUGUAU